AUGGUGCUACAGAUGGUGCUGUGGCUGGAGAUGAAGGGAUAUGAUAGUUUAGUUAUUUUCUAUGUCAACCUGGCGACUGUGGACUAUGGAAGCCUGGCGACUAUAGACUAUGGCAGCCUGGCGACUGUGGACUAUGGCAGCCUGGCAACUGUGGACUAUGGCAGCCUGGCGACUGUGGACUAUGGCAGCCUGGCGACUGUGGACUAUGGCAGCCUGGCGACUGUGGACUAUGGCAACCUGGCGACUGUGGACUAUGGCAACCUGGCGACUGUGGACUAUGGCAGCCUGGCGACUGUGGACUAUGGCAGCCUGGCGACUGUGGACUAUGGCAGCCUGGCGACUGUGGACUAUGGCAGCCUGGCGACUGUGGACUAUGGCAGCCUGGCGACUGUGGACUAUGGCAGCCUGGCGACUGUGGACUAUGGCAGCCUGGCAACUGUGGACUAUGGCAACCUGGCGACUGUGGACUAUGGCAACCUGGCGACUGUGGACUAUGGAAGCCUGGCGACUGUGGACUAUGGCAGCCUGGCGACUGUGGACUAUGGCAGCCUGGCGACUGUGGACUAUGGCAGCCUGGCGACUAUAGACUAUGGCAGCCUGGCGACUGUGGACUAUGGCAGCCUGGCAACUGUGGACUAUGGCAGCCUGGCGACUGUGGACUAUGGCAGCCUGGCGACUGUGGACUAUGUCAGCCUGGCGACUGUGGACUAUGGCAGCCUGGCGACUGUAGACUAUGGCAGCCUGGCGACUGUGGACUAUGGCAGCCUGGCGACUGUGGACUAUGGCAGCCUGGCGACUGUGGACUAUGGCAGCCUGGCGACUGUGGACUAUGGCAACCUGGCGACUGUGGACUAUGGCAACCUGGCGACUGUGGACUAUGGCAGCCUGGCAACUGUGGACUAUGGUAGCCUGGCGACUGUGGACUAUGGCAGCCUGGCGACUGUGGACUAUGUCAGCCUGGCGACUGUGGACUAUGGCAGCCUGGCGACUAUAGACUAUGGCAGCCUGGCGACUGUGGACUAUGGCAGCCUGGCGACUAUAGACUAUGGCAGCAUGGCGACUGUAGACUAUGGCAGCCUGGCGACUGUGGACUAUGGCAGCCUGGCGACUAUAGACUAUGGCAGCCUGGCGACUGUAGAUUUUGGCAAUGGGCGCGGCAACCUGUAG
Molecule: messenger RNA, 1167 nt
Organism: Penaeus indicus
Lineage: Eukaryota; Metazoa; Arthropoda; Malacostraca; Decapoda; Penaeidae
Exons: 2
Coding region: 1-1167 (388 amino acids)
Source: RefSeq, a predicted model, not a curated record